UGUGCUUGGUUUUCUUCCAGAGUCACUUCUACAAGAUAUAAGGGACAAGGAAAAGAAAGCGAUGGAGGAAAGGGAUGCCAAUGUAGCUGGGGCAAGGCUACGGAAAAAGAUGAUUGCAAGUUUGCCUAAACUUUUUGAUUCAAUACUCCUGAUAUUUCAAUCUGGGAAUAGAUCUGUAAUUACAAAGCAAGAGCUUAUUCACAAGAUUCUUUCGUGUAACUGCAGUGUAAUUGAUAGAAAUGAAGUUGAAGAACAGUUGGAGUUAAUGGAAGAAUUGGCGCCAGAUUGGAUAUUUCGAAAGGCGGCAGCUACAGGGGACAUCCUCUACCGUGUGAAUAAAAUGUCAAGCUCCCAGGAGAUUCGGCAGAGGCUUGCAGUAGCCGUGUGAAAGAAUGCCUCAGUGACAAUUUUACUGAUUCAAAGUGCUUAAUCCAUUGUUGAGGUUGGCUUGCUAGCUUGGAUUGGUGUGCCUGAAAUCUUUCUACUGUUACCACCAGUGGUUGCAACCAAGCACAACGCUCUUGCUUCUAUUUAACAAACCAGAUGGAACAUUGUAUCUUUAUGCGGCAAAAGCUAUAGAGAAACUCAGAAAGUUGUCUCUCAAGAAGUAUGUGUCAGAAUGUAGGCCUUACACGAUGUUGUUCUCAACAACAUAGGCCUUGUACAAUGUUUUUUUUAUCAAUGUAGUCCAUCCCUGCCUCUUGGUUGGAGGAAAUUUUA
Messenger RNA from Dendrobium catenatum, 720 nucleotides. RefSeq names its product CDT1-like protein a, chloroplastic. The transcript is spliced from 4 exons. The record is from RefSeq and is a predicted model, not a curated record. The coding region runs from base 62 to 388 and encodes 108 amino acids. Gene Ontology annotation, cellular component: nucleus. Gene Ontology annotation, biological process: DNA replication checkpoint signaling; DNA replication preinitiation complex assembly; mitotic cell cycle. NCBI's taxonomy places the organism in Eukaryota, Viridiplantae, Streptophyta, Magnoliopsida, Asparagales, Orchidaceae. Gene Ontology annotation, molecular function: DNA polymerase binding; DNA binding.